GAGAAGCGGCUGGUAGGGGCGUCUGCGCGGACGAACGGAAGUGUAGGUGACGGUCUGAGACAUCGCCGCCAAGCUGGGAACCGGGGAGAUGGCCGAGACUGACCCCAAGACGGUGCAGGAUCUCACCUCGGUGGUGCAGACGCUCCUGCAGCAGAUGCAAGACAAAUUCCAGACCAUGUCCGACCAGAUCAUCGGGAGAAUCGAUGACAUGAGCAGCCGCAUCGACGACCUGGAGAAGAACAUCGCGGACCUCAUGACGCAGGCUGGGGUGGAGGAGCCGGAGGGGGAGAGCAAGACGCCCGCCCCGCAGAAGAGCUGAGGUCACCGGGAGCCACACUGAAGUCUGCAACACCGGAUGUUUCAAGCUGAGAGAAGACCGAGUGGCUUUCGCAGCUAGCUGCUGUGUGUAGACAGGUUUAACGUAACCGUGUGCACUCUCACCACUUGCCGUGUAGUUAGGUUAGCGUGAGGCCCGCCCCGCCCCGCCCCGCCCCGCAGUUUCUUAAAUACGGCAUCCUCGCCUCUUGGAACUUGGUUAGUUGUGCUCUUCAUUAUUAAACACUAGAACUUCGGCGGUUCCAGCAUACAGUUGUCCAUUUUUAGUGUGUUCUGUGGAGUCCUCUCUUCCCUCCAUUCCUUUUGUAGUAGUUGUGCUGUUGAUAAAAGUUGCCGUGGGAUUUUUUUAUUAGACAGAUUGUGACACUGUUGGACUUGGUGACAUACAGUAUUUGUCGGAUUUAGGAUUAAGUCUCACACAGUGUGUUGGUGAUACUCUCCAAAUGACUGGAAACUUUUAAAAGUUCUUCAGAGAUCACUCACUGCUCUGCUGCCCAGGUUGGCAUUGCUGUCCUUCGAGGGCUCGGUCCCUGAGAUGACACGCUGCAGUCACUGAAAAGAGCUUUUAAAAUUUUAUUAGAACUUUUAAAAUGCAGAAAGUCACAGAAUAUAGCCUGAUUCUAGGAGGUGUGUGUUAGAGUUUUGCAUGAGGUUCUGAUUCAUGUGCAGUGAUGACCACAAAAAAUCUGGCAGGAUUUUCAACCCGGUCACUCCAUCCCCUCUGGUUCAGGGUGAGGAGAGAGGCCAGGUAGGCUGUGCGCCAGUGGCUCGGCUGGGACAGAAGUGGCCGGCGGCAGGCUCCAGGUGUUAACAAGUCUUACUUUGUGAUUUAAGCUAAGAGAGCAGCAAGUGGAUUGGUUUCAGAAAACGGGGCAAUGGCUGUUGUCACUCAGUGCAGUGCGGGAGGGAGGCCUCGAGGGUGACCCCGCAGUGGCCCCGCACGGCGGGCGCACAAGUUCAGCGGUGCUACAGGGCUCCCAGGGAGCCCGAACGAAAACAGUGCGCUUCGGGCUCCAGCUGCCCGCGUCACCGUCGUUACUGUCUGUAUCUUAAAGAUGUACUUACAUUGAGAGAAAAGUCCUGUUCAUGAGCUGUGCAGGGGAUGCGGGAGUCUGGUCACAGGCUGUGCUGUGCGGCUGCGUGUCCUGCUCACGUGGGCCGGGCAUGUCCGAGCCUGGGACUGGCCCCUGGAGAGGGUAGGGCUUGCUGUGGGGGGUCAGGAUUUCCGGGUAGUUGGCUUCCUUGUGUCGCAGUGACUUCAAAGGCAGGCUGCUCGGAGCAGUGAAUAAAGGUGCCUGAAAUCCUGCCACCAGCG
Lepus europaeus (European hare) is the source of this 1651-nucleotide messenger RNA. RefSeq names its product heat shock factor binding protein 1 (gene HSBP1). The transcript has 4 exons. Gene Ontology annotation, biological process: cellular heat acclimation. Gene Ontology annotation, cellular component: cytosol; nucleus. Gene Ontology annotation, molecular function: transcription corepressor activity. The coding region runs from base 89 to 319 and encodes 76 amino acids. Lineage: Eukaryota; Metazoa; Chordata; Mammalia; Lagomorpha; Leporidae. The record is from RefSeq and is a predicted model, not a curated record.